CUCGAAUACCCGGCAAGGCACGCGCGAGGCAGAAAUCCGGGUGCCUGGAUGUUGGAUAAUCGGGGGCGACCAGGAGCUCCGGAGGCCCGACGACCAAGUCGCGGACUCGUCGCCCUGGGAUUGGACAUAUGCAAGUGGGAGCCUUGGGUCUGGCGCUCUAAAUCGAGGGUGGGGGGUGUGCUCGGGCUUGGUCUCCAGGAUUGGAUCGGCGGACCUCUGACUCAGCGUGAGGUCCCCAACUGACGUCCCUCCAGCACCGGAGGUGUCUGGCCAAGUCCUUCAAGACCCCUCAGGGCUCUAGGGUGACAUGGCUGAAGCGCACCAGGCCGUGGGCUUCCGACCCUCGAUGACCUCGGACGGGGCCGAAGUGGAGCUCAGUGCCCCCGUGUUGCAGGAGAUCUACCUCUCCGGACUGCGCUCCUGGAAAAGGCACCUCUCCCGUUUCUGGAAUGACUUUCUCACUGGUGUGUUCCCCGCCAGUCCCCUCAGCUGGCUCUUCCUCUUCAGUGCAAUCCAGCUCGCCUGGUUCCUCCAGCUGGAUCCUUCUCUAGGACUGAUGGAAAAGAUCAAAGAGUUGCUGCCGGACUGGGGUGGACAGCACCACAGGCUUCGGGGAGUCCUGGCGGCAGCGCUGUUUGCGUCGUGUCUGUGGGGGGCCCUGAUCUUCACGCUUCACGUGGCCCUGAGGCUGCUUCUGUCCUACCAUGGCUGGCUCCUUGAACCCCACGGAGCCAUGUCCUCCCCCACCAAGACCUGGCUGGCCCUGGUCCGCAUCUUCUCCGGCCGCAAAACGAUGCUCUUCAGUUACCAGCGCUCCCUGCCACGCCAGCCCGUGCCCUCGGUGCAGGACACCGUGCGCAAGUACCUGGAAUCUGUCCGGCCCAUCCUCUCCGACGAGGACUUCGACUGGACGUCAGUCCUCGCGCAGGAAUUCCUGAGGCUGCAGGCGUCGCUGCUGCAGUGGUACCUGCAGCUCAAGUCCUGGUGGGCGUCCAAUUACGGGGUGCCAAGGAGCCACGGGAGGAUUCUGAACAGGGGAGGGUCAGGAUCAGCUCUGCCGUCGGGGAAAGACUGGAGGGGAGACACCGGAGGCUGGGAGGCUGGAGAGGAUAUUAGGAGGAGAUGCCCUGGGGCAGCCGGAUCCCUGAACCAUAUCCGCCACCUCCGGGACAGCCGACACGUGGCCGUCUUCCACCGAGGCCGAUUCUUCCGUGUGGGGACCCACUCCCAAAGCGGCCUGCUCUCCCCGCGGGCCCUGGAGCAGCAGUUCCAGCGAAUCCUGGACGACCCCUCCCCUGCCUGCCCCCAGGAGGAGCAUCUGGCUGCCCUGACAGCUGCACCCAGGGAUGUGUGGGCCCAGGUGCGGAGUUCCCUGAAGAUCCAGGCCGAGGAUGCCUUGGAGGCCGUGGAAGGAGCUGCCUUCUUUGUAUCACUGGACUCGGAGCCUGCAGGGCUCACCAGGGAGGACCCUGCAGCUUCACUGGAUGCCUAUGCCCGUGCUCUGCUUGCUGGCAGGGGCCAUGACCGCUGGUUUGACAAAUCCUUCACUCUAAUUGUCUUCUCCAAUGGGAAGCUGGGCCUCAGCGUGGAGCACUCGUGGGCCGACUGCCCCAUCUCAGGACACAUGUGGGAGUUCACUCUGGCCACAGAAUGUUUUCAGCUGGGCUACUCGGCAGACGGCCACUGCAAGGGGCAUCCUGAGCCCUCACUGCCCCAGCCCCAGCGGCUGCACUGGGACCUUCCAGAAAAGAUCCGUCUGUCCAUCUCUCUAGCCCUGAGGGGAGCCAAGACCUUGUCUGGAAACAUUGACUGCCACGUCUUCCCUUUCUCCCACUUUGGCAAGAGCUUCAUCAAACGCUGCCAUCUCUCUUCAGACAGCUUCAUCCAGGUGGCCUUGCAGCUGGCCCACUUCCGGGACAGGGGUGAAUUCUGCCUGACUUAUGAGUCGACCAUGACUCGCUUGUUCCUGGAAGGCCGGACAGAGACGGUGCGGUCUUGCACGAGGGAGGCCUGCAACUUUGUGAGAGCCAUGGAGGACAAAGAGAAAACAGAACCCCAGCGCCGUGCUCUGUUCCGCCUGGCGGUGGAAAAGCACCAGGCUCUGCUGAAGGCCGCGAUGAGCGGACAGGGAGUCGACCGCCACCUCUUUGCGCUCUACAUCGUGUCCCAAUUUCUCCACUUGCGGUCGCCCUUUCUGGACCAGGUUCACUCGGAGCAGUGGCCUCUGGCCACCAGCCAGAUCCCUGUUCAGCAAAUCCACCUGUUUGACGUCCACAAUUACCCUGACUAUGUUUCCUCUGGUGGUGGAUUCGGGCCUGCCGAUGACCAUGGUUAUGGCGUUUCGUACAUUUUCAUGGGGGAUGACACCAUCACCUUCCACAUCUCCAGCAAAAAGUCUAGCACAAAAACGGACUCCCACCGACUGGGGCAGCACAUUGAGGAUGCACUGUUGGAUGUGGCCUCCCUCUUCCAGGACGGGCAGCGUCCUAAGCCCAGGUGCAGAGGGUUACAGGAGGAGGACUCGGGGCACAGGGGUGGCUCUCUCCCCUGCCACAGGAGGGGCUCCAGGGCACCCACGAAAUCUACCAACUUUUGACCCCUCCCUGCAGGGAGCUGGUCUCCCCAAGAACUAGGGAGAGGGUCUCUACAACUGGGCUGGUGCAGGACAGAGGUGGCCUGUUUGGGUUUGGAAAAUCCCACAUCUGGUCCAAUAAAGAUGCAUAAGCUGGGUGUGUGGUGUUCACUGUGCU
Leptonychotes weddellii (Weddell seal) is the source of this 2750-nucleotide messenger RNA. NCBI's taxonomy places the organism in Eukaryota, Metazoa, Chordata, Mammalia, Carnivora, Phocidae. The record is from RefSeq and is a predicted model, not a curated record.